Nerophis ophidion (straightnose pipefish) is the source of this 4619-nucleotide messenger RNA. It is a transcript of the gene hif1an, whose product is annotated as hypoxia inducible factor 1 subunit alpha inhibitor. The record is from RefSeq and is a predicted model, not a curated record. The transcript is spliced from 8 exons. Gene Ontology annotation, molecular function: ankyrin repeat binding; [protein]-asparagine 3-dioxygenase activity; peptidyl-histidine dioxygenase activity. Gene Ontology annotation, cellular component: cytoplasm; nucleus. Bases 229 to 1281 code for a protein of 350 amino acids. Gene Ontology annotation, biological process: negative regulation of Notch signaling pathway; peptidyl-aspartic acid hydroxylation. NCBI's taxonomy places the organism in Eukaryota, Metazoa, Chordata, Actinopteri, Syngnathiformes, Syngnathidae.
AGCGGCUGUCAACGCCAGUGUGUAAACAGCCUCCGCGGCUCCACACUCCCGCUCUCAAGCCGCUCUCAAGCCGCUCCAACCGCCAGCUUUUACGCCGUGUGGCAUUUUUUUCUGAAUUGGAAAGUGUGGGCGAUACCUAGGCGGUCGAGCACAAGCCGGUCAGAAGGCGACUGGGAGUCUUGGACGCUUUUGUUGUCGCGGUGUCGCGCAGACGACCACCGACCUAGCAUGGCGGCGGCGACCGUCGUGGAGGCUGACCCGGCGGCGAGUGACUUCCCCGGCGGCUGGGAUGAGACUCAGCUGCGGAAGUAUUCUUUCCCCACCAAGACCAUCCCCAGGCUGUCGCACUCGGACCCCCGAGCGGAGUUGCUGAUAAACAACGAGGAGCCGGUGGUCCUAACCGAUACAAACCUCGUCUAUCCGGCACUCAAAUGGGACGUUGCCUAUCUCCAAGAGAACAUCGGCAACGGGGACUUCUCCGUCUACACGGCGGAGAACCACAAGUUCCUCUACUACGACGAGAAGAAAAUGUCCAACGUGGAUAACUUUGUCCCCAAGUCCCGGCGGAAGGAGAUGAAAUUCUCUGAAUUUGUGGAGAAGAUGCAGGAGACGCAACAGAGUGGCGGGGAGGAGAGGAUAUACCUCCAGCAGACCUUAAACGACACCGUCGGAAAGAAAAUAGUUGUUGACUUCCUGGGUUUCAACUGGAACUGGAUCAACAAGCAGCAAGCCAAGAGGAACUGGGGACAGCUGACAUCCAACCUCCUCCUGAUAGGCAUGGAAGGUAACGUGACACCGGCGCAUUACGACGAGCAGCAGAACUUUUUUGCACAAAUCAAAGGCCAAAAGAGAUGCAUCCUCUUCCCUCCAGACCAGUUUGAGUGCCUUUAUCCGUACCCCGUGCAUCACCCCUGCGACAGACAGAGCCAAGUUAACUUCGAUAACCCCGACUAUGAGAGGUUUCCCAAUUUUAAAAAUGUUGUUGGCUAUGAGGCAGUGGUUGGUCCUGGAGACGUGCUCUACAUCCCUAUGUAUUGGUGGCAUCACAUAGAAUCACUGCUGAGCGGUGGUGUGACCAUAACAGUCAACUUCUGGUACAAGGGUGCGCCCACACCCAAGAGGAUAGAAUACCCACUGCGAGCUCAUCAGAAGGUGGCCAUUAUGAGGAACAUCGAGAAGAUGCUGGGAGAAGCACUCGGUGACGCCCGAGAAGUUGGACCUUUGCUCAAAAUGAUGAUCAAGGGACGAUACGAGGAUUCUCAAUCAGAGUCUGACUCCUGAAAGUAUUCACACAAACUGUGUGUGUGUGUGUGUGUGUGUGUGUGUGUGUGUGUGUGUGUGUGUGUGUGUGUGACUUUGGACUAUAUCGCUGCAUGGCAAUAAGCGGCAACCUUGAAAACCAUCGUGCUUCUCAGAGUGCCAUCGUCUUUUUUUUUUUUGCAAAUCUCAUGGGAGUUUACCGUACUUGAACAAAUCUUUUUUUUUUUUUUUUCAGAAAUUAUUUAUACGAGUCGCUUUCUUCUCCGAAGGCGUGAUUGUUAAGGUGAAAUGUAGACGAUACAUUUGGAGGAAACCUGGGUUUCACACCACUAAUGAAGGAGUCCCGUUGAAGAGGACGUGUGGGCUCCCCUUGUUAUUUGUACACAUUAGCCGGGAGUAAUAUGAUCAUUCAUAUCUCGGAGGCGGGAGUAAUAUGAUCAUUCAUAUCUCGUAAGGCCUCCUUAAAACCAAGUGGUCAACAAUACUGCUUGAUUAUGGCUUUGGAGAUGAUGCACGGGGAGUAGAUGUCCAAGCAUGGCCGCCACCUCUGCACCAACCUUGUGGAUUAUGACAUUAUUUAAAAAAAACAAACAGUUGUCAUAGUUUUAAAGGGGUUAAGCCAAAUAGAAAAAAUAAAAAUAAAAUCUUGUUAACCAACAAACCCCAAAACCAGUGACGUUGGUAUGUUGUGGAAAUGGUAAAAAAACAGAAUAAAAUGAUUUGCAAAUCCUCUUCAACUUAUAUUCAGUUUAAUAGACUGCAAAGACAAGAUAUUUAAAGGGGAACAUUAUCACAUUUUCAAAAGGGUUAAAAACAAUAAAAAUCAGUUCCCAGUGGCUUGUUGUAUUUUUUGAAGUUUUUUUCCAAAUUUUACCGGUCCCGGAAUAUCCCUAAAAAAAGUUUUAAAGUGCUUGAUGUUCGCUAUUUGUGAUGCCACUAUCCAUUUCCCUGUGAUGUCACACAGUGCUGCCAAUGUAAACAAACAAUGGGAAUACCACAGCAAGAUAUAGCGACAUUAGCUCGGAUUCAAACUCGGAUUUCAGCGGCUUAAGCGAUUCAACAGAUUACGCAUGUAUUGAAACGGAUGGUUGGAGUAUGAAAGUAUUGAAGAAGAAACUGAAGCUAUUGAGCGAAUAGCUAUUGACGCUAUUCAUAGCCAUAGCAUGGCCGAAUAGCUGCGUUAGCAUCGCCGGUAAAAUGUGCGGACCAAACGAUCAGGACUUUCGCAUCUCGUGACACUGGAGCAACUUAAAUCCGUCGAUUGGUAAGUGUUUGUUUCGCAUUAAAUGUAGGUGGAAGGAAACGUAAUAUAGUUGCAAAUGCAUCUGCAGGUUAUCCAUACAUCUCUGUGCCAUGUCUGUCAUCGCCGGUCAAAUGUGGAGACACUCUGGCACAUUCAAUGGGGGUCUGGCGGCAGACACAUUGGCAUCUUGGGGCCAGUGGUGCAACUUGAAUCCCUCCCUGUUAGUGUUGUUACACCCUCCGACAACACACCCACCAGGCAUGAUGUCUCCAAGGUUCCAAAAAAUAGUCGAAAAACGGAAAAUAACAGAGCUGAGACCCGGUGUUUGUAAUGUGUUGAAAAUGAAAAUGGCGGCUGUGUUACCUCGGCGACGUCACGUUCUGACGUCAUCGCCUCCAGCGCGAUAAACAGAAGGGCGUUUAAUUCGCCAAAAUUCACCCAUUUAGAGUUCGGAAAUCGGUUAAAAAAAUAGAUGGUCUUUUUUCUGCACCAUCAAGGUAUAUAUUGAUGCUUGCAUAGGUCUGCUGAUAAUGUUCCCCUUUAACGUUUGAACUGGAAAACAUUUUUUUUUGCAAAUAUUAGCUCAUUUGGAAUUUGAUGCCAGCAACACGUAACAAAGAAGUUGGGAAAGGUGGCAAUAAAGACUGAUAAAGUUGAGGAAUGCUCAUCAAACACUUAUAUGGAACAUCCCACAGGUGUGCAGGCUCAUUGGGAAACAGGUGGACGCCAGGAUUGGCUAUAAAAGCAGCUUCCAUGAAAUGCUCACUCAUUCACAAACACGGAUGGGGUGAGGUUCACCACUUUGUGAACAAAUGCGUGCGCAAAUUGUUCAACAGUUUAAAAACAUUUCCCAACAAUUUAUUGCAAGGAAUUUAGGGAUUUUACCAUCGACGGUCCGUAAAAUCAUAAAAAGGUUCGGAGAAUCUGGAGAAUUCACUGCACGUAACAUUGAAUGCUCGUGACAUUCGAUCCCUCCGGCGGUACUGCAUCAAAAACCGAAAUAAGUGUGUAAAGGAUAUCACCACAUGGGCUCAGGAACACUUCAUGACACCACUGUUAGUAAAUAGUUUUUGUCGCUACAUCUGUAAGUGCAAGUUACAACUCUACUAUGCAAAGCGAAAGCCAUUUAUCAACAACACCCAGAAACACAGCCAGCUUUGCUGAGCCCAAGUUCAUCUAAAAUGGACUAAUGCAUAGUGGAAAACUGUUCUGUGGUCUGACGAGUCCUCAUUUCCAGUUGUUUUUGGAAACUGUGGACGUGUCCUCCGGACUGUUCUAGGUGCAAAGUUGAAAAGCCAGCAUGGGUGAUUGUAUGGGGGUUUAUUAGUGCCCAAGGCAUGGGUAACUUACACAUGUGUGAUGGCACCAUUAAUGCUGAAAGGUCCAUGCAGGUUUUGGAGCAACAUAUGUUGUCAUCCAAGCAACGUUAUCAUGGACGCCCCUGCUUAUUUCAGCAAGAUAAUGCCAAGCCACAUUCUGCACGUGUUAAACAGUUAGGCUUCAUAGUAAACUAGUGCAGGUACUAGACUGGCCUGCCUGCAGUCCAGACCUGUCUCCCAUGGAAAAUGUGUGGCGCAUUAUGAAGCGUAAAAUAGGACAGCGGAGACCCCGGACUGUUGAAGGACUGAAGCUCUACAUAAAACAAGAAUGGGAAAGAAUUCCACUUUCAAAGCUUCAACAAUUAGUUUCCUCAGUUCCCAAACGUUUAUUGAGUGUUGUUAAAAGAAAAGGUGAUGUAACACAGUGGUGAACAUGCCCUUUCCCAACUACUUUGGCACGUGUUGCAGCCAUGAAAUUCUAAGUUAAUUAUUAUUUGCAAAAAAAAAAAAAAUGUUUAUGAGUUUGAACAUGGAAUAUGUUGUCUUUGUAGCAUAUUCAACUGAAUAUGGCUUGAAAAGGAUUUGCAAAUCAUUGUAUUCUGUUUAUAUUUACAUCUAACACCAUUUCCCAACUCAUAUGGAAACAGGGUUUGUAAUAUAAUAUAGCAUGUGAACGUGUGUUUUGACAUGAUUUAAAUCCAAGAAAAAGUAAAUUAUUAAGGAUCACAUUUUUGUUUGGGAUAAAAAAAAUUAAUGAUUGGGUUUAUGUGUGAAAUAAACGCGGUUUUAUUAACUGA